AUGCUGCCACGGCGGGUCCGCGCGGGCCUGAGCCUCGCGGCCGGCUGCCUCAUCAUGACGUCGAUCGGCGCGGGCUACGCCAUCUCGGCCUGGAACGCGCAGCUCAAGGCGUACCUGCAGAUGGACCAGAGCCAGAUCGCGUUCACGAUCGUCGUCGGUACGAUCCUCCUCCCGCUCCUCUACGCGCUGCUUUCGAUGCUCACGGCCGCGAAAAGCUCGCCGCUCGCCUUGGCGCUGGCCCUAGGCUGCAUCGGCCUCUCGAGCCAGUUUGCCGGCAUCGUCUCGCUCGGCGCCAACGAAGGCCUCUACGGCGAGCGCCACCGCGGUCUCGUGCUCGGUCUUCUCCUCUCGUGCUUUAGCGCGGGCGGCGCCGUCUUCUCGCUCCUCUACAAGACGUUCUUCAACGACCACGUCGCUGCGUACUUUAGCUUUAUGAGCGCCGAGACGCUGCUCGUGUGCGGUCUCGGCGUGCUGCUGCUUCUGCCCCACGACGACGAGGUUGCCAAGCACGAGUAUGCAGCGAUCGACGCCGACGUCAACGUCACGGGCUGGGCGCUCACGAAAGACGUUCGGUUCUGGUACCUCUUCUUCGCCGUGCUCAUUGGCGUCGGGUCGGGCCUCUUUGUCAUGGCGAACCUCGCGUUCCUCCUCGAGUCGGCGGGCGGCGCGCCCGACGCCGUCGCGCCCUACGUCUCGCUCUUCUCACUGUGCAACCUCGUGGGCCGGCUGGUUGUCGGGCAUCUCUCGGACACGUACCUCGCCACCUGGACGCGCGCCUCGUUCCUAGGCCUGGGUCUGGCCAUGACCAUGCUCGGCCAAGUCCUCUUUGUAUUGGCGCCGCUUGGAUGGUUCUUCGUGCCCGUGGCCGUCGGCGGCAUUGCCGAAGGCUUCCUCUUCCCCACGUACACGGUGCUGACGCGAGAGCUUUUUGGCGCCAAGUACUUUGGCGAGAACUUUGGCGCGAUGACGCUCGCCAAUGCGAUUGGGUUUCCGCUGCUGCUUGGGCCGCUCUCGUCGCGGCUGUACCGCAUCGCGUCGGCUCUCGACCCGACCUCGGGCGCCGAGGUCUGCGUCGGUCGGCACUGCUUUUUCUGGCUUUUUGCGAUCGCCUUCGGGCUCAACGGCCUCGGCCUCUACUGCGCGUACAAGCUGCAUCUCGCGACGCGCACGUCGUAA
Molecule: messenger RNA, 1176 nt
Organism: Saprolegnia parasitica CBS 223.65
Lineage: Eukaryota; Oomycota; Saprolegniomycetes; Saprolegniales; Saprolegniaceae
Exons: 2
Coding region: 1-1176 (391 amino acids)
Biological process (GO): transmembrane transport
Cellular component (GO): membrane
Molecular function (GO): transmembrane transporter activity
Source: RefSeq, a predicted model, not a curated record